GAGGAGCUGAGUGUGUGAUAUAAUAAACUGAUGGACUGUGAGAACCUACAGAUGGUAUCAUCAUAUAUGAGCUGAUGAGUGUCUCUGCUGUAGGACUGGAGAUCCUGAUGAAGACGGAGCAGAACUUUUCUAACUGAAGACUCUGAAAGACUCUGAACUCCAACCUCAGAAACAGGACUGGAGAUCCUGAUAAAGACGGAGCUGAACUUUUCUAACUGAAGACUCUGAAAGACUCUGAACUCCAACCUCAGAAACAGGGAUGAAGUUCCUCUUUGUGAUGCUUCUGCUUUUCUCUGCCUUUUUGGAGUCUGAGUCAGAGAACUUUAAAGUAGUUGGUCCAGCUGCUCCUCUUGUUGCUGAAGCUGGUGAAGACCUCGUUCUGCCUUGUUCUGUCAAACCGAGCAUCAGUGUUGUGGGUAUGAGAGUAGAGUGGUUUAGACUGCAUCAGACAGACAGUGUAGUGCAUGUCUAUGAUGGUUAUGAAGACAGUAAUGAAUACCAGAUGGAGUCUUACAGAGGAAGAACGGCUUUAUUUAAAGAAGAGCUACAAAAAGGAAACACCUCACUAAAACUCUCAGCUUUGCGACUUUCUGAUGAAGGAGCUUACAAGUGUUACAUUGAAUCCAUAUCCUGGAGUGAUGAUGUGACUGUUUAUGUUGAAGUUAAAGGAAAAGGUUUUCAUGCUUGGAAGAUUGCCAUCAUCUGCAUUUCAGUUUUUGCCAUUACAUUAAUUGCCUUUACAGGUUACAUCUUGAAAGAUAAAUCGUCAAAAAAGCAACUUUCUCCUGCACAGUGCUCAGUCAUAACCUACACACGUCUCCAGUCAGAGCAUGUGAGGAAAGAGUUGGACCUGAAGAGAUACAACACAUCAGAGGAGGGAUACAGGAGAUUCAUCCCAGCUAUCUCACACUACAGAAAGGCAAAAUUUGCUGGAUGUAAUCUCACAGCACAGUCCCUUGAAACUUUACAGCUCUACAAACAGAAAACUCCUCCCUGAGAGAGCUGGACAUCAGUAACAAUGAUCUGCAUGAUUCAGGAGUGGAGCUGCUGUCUGCUGGACUGAAGAGCUCACACUGUAAACUGGAGAUACUCCGACUAGCUUUGUGUAAUCUUGGGAAAUAUACAUGUAACACUCUGGGAUUAACACUGCAAGCAGAAACCUGGUCCCUAAAAGAGCUGGACCUCAGUAAGAAUAAUCUACAGGAUUCAGGAAUGGAGGACCUUUCCCAGGGACUGAAGAGUCCACUCUGUGAACUGGAGAUAUUCAGAUUAGACAUGUGUGGUUUCACUCUGGAGUCUUGCAAAUCUCUCAUAUCAGCCCUACAAACAAAAAUCACCACCCUGACAGAGCUCAACCUUAGUAGCAAUGAGCUGCAGGAUUCAGCAAUGGAGCUGCUCUCUGCUGGGCUCAAGACUGGAAAAUGUAAACUGGAGAUACUCAGACUAGCUCUGUGUAAUCUUGGAGGAAAGGAAACGUUUGAAAAUAUUGGAUCACUUUUAAAACAGGAUAACUCCUCCCUCAAAGAGCUGGAUCUCAGUAAUAAUGACCUGCAAGAUUCAGGAAUGAAGCUGUUAUCUGAUGGAUUGAACAGUUCCCACUGUAAACUGGAAAUACUCAGAUUAUCUGGUUGUAUGAUUACAGUGGAAGGUUGUUCCUCUCUGGCUUCAGCUUUGCGUUCAAACUCCUCACACCUGAAGGAACUGGAUCUGACCUACAAUCACCCAGGAGAGUCAGGAGUGAAGCUGCUCUCUGCUAGACGAGAGGAUCCACUAUGCUUACUGAGCAAACUCGGAUUGGAACAUAGAGGUGAAAACAGAAUCAGAGCAGGACUGAAGAAAUAUUCCUGUGACUUCACUCUGGAUCCAAACACAGUGAACAGAUUUCUCACUCUGUCUGACGGGAACAGGAAGGUGGAGCGUGUGUGGGAUGAUCACUCGUAUCCUGAUCAUCCAGAGAGAUUUGAUGAGUGGUGUCAGGUUCUGUGUAGAGAGAGUCUGACUGGACGCUGUUACUGGGAGGCUGAGAGGAGCGGGACGGUUUAUAUAUCAGUAGCAUAUAAAUCAAUCAGGAGGAAAGGAGACAGUGAGGACUGUCGGUUUGGACGGAAUGAAAAGUCCUGGAGUCUGAGAUGCUCUAAUAACAGUUACUCUGUCCGUCACAAUAAGAACAGCACUAAACUCUCUGCUCGUCCGUCCAGUGAGAGAGUAGGAGUGUAUGUGGACUGUCCGGCCGGCUCUCUGUCCUUCUACAGAGUCUCUGAUGAUCAAACACUGACGCACCUUCACACGUUCAGCACCACAUACACUGAACCGCUCUGUGCUGGGUUUAAUAUUGAUUACAGCUCCUCAGGGUGUUUAAAAUAAAAUCUCCUCCUGAGUGAAACACAAACCAUAAAAAUAUCAGGUUUAUGUGGUUUAAUGUACAUAGUUUUAAUUAGAAUCGAGUCAAUGCCGACACAUCCUAGGAAUUUAGUUCCGUCCGUUGGUGAAUGAAGUGGACAAUAUGAUGAACAAAGAGUAUUAGCAUGUGGAAAGAAACCACCCUGGUAUCUGGUAGUUCUGAGGGGUAGAGGCCAUCUAGGCCCAGUAUAUAGACACUGUAUCUACAGGGCCAUGAAAAGUAUUUGCCCCUUCAGUUUCUAUUUUUCGUAUUUGUCACACGUCAGUGUUUCAGAUCUUCAAACUACUUUUUAUAUUAGAUACUGGAAAACUAAGUAAACACAAAAUGCUGGUUUUAAAUUAUUUUAUUGAAGGAAGAAUGCAGGAGUGGUCGGCCUACCAACGUUUCUCCAAGAGCACAUUGACGACUCCUCCAGAAGGUCACAAAAGAACCCAGACAAACAUCUAAAGAGCUGCAGGCCUCACUCACCUCAGUUAAGGUCAAUGUAUAUGAUUCCACAAUGAGAGACACAGGGUGAAAAUGACAUUGUUGGGACAGUAGCAAGGCGCAAACCACUGCUGACCAAAAAGAACACACAGCCUCGUCUCACAUUUGACAAAAAACAUCUAGGUGACUUUUGUGACAAUAUUCUGUGGACUAAUGAGUCAAAGGUGGCUCUUUAUGUGAGACAUGGGUCCCAUUACAUCUGGCGUAAAGCUAACACUGCAUUCCACCACAAGAACUUCAUACCAACAGUCAAACCUGGUGGUAGUGUGAUGGUCUGGGGCUCCUUUGCUUCUGCCGGACCUGGAUAGCUUGUCAUAACUGAUGGAAUCAUGAAUUCUGCUCUCUAUCAGAAAAUCCUGAAGGAGAAUGUCCGUCUGUCAGUUUGUGACCUAAAGCUCAAGCGCAUUUGUUAUGCAGCAGGACAAUGAUCCGAAGCACACAUGCAAGUCCACCUGCAUUCUGUUUACUCACUUUGUCUUUACAUUAUAGUAAAUUAGCUGAAUGAUCUGAAACAUUUAAAUGUUACAAAUCAGCAAAAACAGAAGAAAUCAGGUGAGGGGCAAAUACUUUUUCACAGCACUGUAUAUCUGUUGUAUAUGCAUGGGUGUCAGUGUUUUAAAACAAGACAAAGAAAGAAAAGUAUUUAUGAUUUUACACAAAAUAGACCUCAAAUGUUUGGUAAAACAUGAGAAACCUUUGAUUAUGAACGCUUUUCCUAGACAUAAAGCUUCCCUGUCUGUUCCAUGAACACUCAACGUGAAUCUGGGAUUUUCCACGCCUUGGUCAGCUCUGACCCUGUAAUACACACACAGGUGACCCAGAGUGUCAGUAACUUUGUACAUUUUAUUAACACAUUAAAAUCCAGAUCUUAGUACUAAUAGCACAAAGUGACACUACAACGCACUGUUGACUAGGAAUUACGCUGUUUGUCCUUCAGCCCAGCAUGGUAUUCCAUAACAUUCCCAGUUUGAAAAACACAAAUUUAAAAGGCGUUAUCUGCAGGUUCUCUAUUUGAUGUCAAACAUACAUAAAUGAUGAACUAACCUAAUUUAGAGCACAAAUAUAGAAAUAUGUCCACAUAUGCAGUCGUGACUGAAGCGGCUUUUAUAUAAAUAUAUGUCUGAGACUGUAUGCUCUAGUGCUGUAUCUCUUUCUCCUCACUGUGUUUGUAUUCUUCUUAGACGAUAGUUCAAUUAAUAAAAUAGACAAUCAAUGUA
Messenger RNA from Pygocentrus nattereri (red-bellied piranha), 4104 nucleotides. Its product is annotated as ribonuclease inhibitor-like. Bases 1213 to 2364 code for a protein of 383 amino acids. The record is from RefSeq and is a predicted model, not a curated record. Lineage: Eukaryota; Metazoa; Chordata; Actinopteri; Characiformes; Serrasalmidae. The transcript has 13 exons. Gene Ontology annotation, molecular function: protein binding.